Messenger RNA from Trypanosoma rangeli, 1119 nucleotides. RefSeq lists its product as uncharacterized. The record is from RefSeq and is a predicted model, not a curated record. The transcript has a single exon. The coding region runs from base 1 to 1119 and encodes 372 amino acids. Lineage: Eukaryota; Euglenozoa; Kinetoplastea; Trypanosomatida; Trypanosomatidae.
AUGGCACAACUCCAAAAAGGAGGCGACGAGGCAAUUGCGGCAAUUACUGGCGUGGAAACAGGUCAUACGUCAUGCGUAAAUUGCGUUGUUCGUCUCAGUGACAUUGCCUCAACCGUCAGCCCACUUUACCGUUACUUUUCCUUUUCAGUUGGCCACAGUAACAGUGCAAAGGAGCCUUACGUUCCUCCUUGUAUUCGCUGCCCGAACUGCAAGGGGUGUCAGCUUCAUUUACAAUUCUGCAGUGGAGCCUACGGGUUGCGUCACGUCCUUGCGUGGAUUCUCCACAGGCAACCGCCAAAAGCAGGAGAAAGCCGGACCAUCAAGCUUCACUGUGAUACAGGAAAAGAUGAGGGCAGCAGCACCCUUUCCAGAUGUUCGGUCUGUCGAUUUGAAGUAGGUCCUGUGGUUAUCACACGUCACAUCAUUCAUUGCUCGCUGGAGCAGACAAUGGAAACGUCACAGCGAGGGGGGCGCACUGGCACCUUUGCCGGCAUGGCAUGUCCUCGGCCACUGAACUUUAUUGAUGUCUACUAUAGUAUAUUCCUUGGCACCACGCAGAAUGGAAGAGAGAAGAAGAGAUUCAGGGUUCUACAGCGUACCGCAAUGCGGGCUGUCGCAGCAGAAGCAAGGGCACUUUGGGAGAAGCUUACCUUCUCUCAUGAGAGAUAUAAUGAGCAGAGAUCAGAGGAAAUAAAGGCAAAAGCGGGGAAAGUGCUUGGUCCUCGGCGAGUCCCAGUUGACUGGAGAUGCCCUCCGUUUUUCUUUUCGCUUCUCCCAUGUGCCCCAGUGGGCAAUGGAGGUCUCACAUUUGUUUUGUGGCUUUGCGAGCUUGGUCGCCAUAUCAUCACUUCGUACAUUGUUGAAGAUGGAGAAUUUUGGCGAUCUAAACACACUUGCACCUCGGAAAAGGAAACAGAUACUGCAGAGUGUGUGAGCACCUCAGCCCCUGUCUUGGACCUCAAGAGGAAGGGGGAAGCGAAGUGCCGACGCUGUUACGCCCCCGGUAUCUGCUGGGGUCUUAUCUACAGGCGUCACCGAGAAGACCGAGUUAAGAUGCUUACCAUCCUGUGCGCUCGUCGCGGAUGUACCAAACGGAGGAUAGCACGGCGGGCAAUUUAA